CUUAUCAGGCACACUCGCAAGUCAAACGAUGACCACCCUUCCUCUACGCCAUUCAGUCUAUCCACUGGCGGUUUAGUGAAUACCCCCAACUUCAAUCUUUGGGUUCGGUAGCUUGCAUGACAAUGGAAUUCAUACCCUAUCGCCUCAAUCCUCAGCAAUGGCUUCGUGCGGACCAGAUUAUGCAAGAUGAAGCCAGCAAGCCCUACGAGUCAAGGCCUGCUGUCAAGGUUGUGGUCAAUCGGACACUUGGAACAAGUUUCAACAAUGUCUUCAAGACGCCUACAUUCAAUGCGGUCAAGAAGCGAUACGAAACCUAUUUUCUGGGAAAGAUGGGGUCACAUGGUCGAUCUUUGGUGGAACUAGGGAAUGAAAUGAUGGACUUAGGUUCCAUGAAGCAGCUCAUGUGCACGCCAUCUGAGCUGGCUGAGGAUAUCAAGAACAAUUAUUUCAAGAAUAGUCCGAGUGCAUUACAUACCCGAGAAGCCAUCGAAAGUCGUUACAGGACAUAUUUCAUGAAGUGGAUGGAUGCGGAUGAGAUGAUGAAGUACGCAGCCCAACCGACAGAUAAUCUUGGAAUACGAUUCCGGAUUGGAGCUGUGGUUGAUCAUAUCAAAACAACUUUCUUCCCUAUGGACCCAUUAACAACGGAAACAAAUAUUCAGGACCGAUACUGCAGGCUCUGGCUGGGAGGUGUCAUGACUGCUACAGAAGUUGAAGCAUAUGAUCAACAGUGCAUCGACCAAGAGUGGUCGACACUGCCCCGAGAAACGAACGUAUCUCGGCCUCCUCAUCAACCAACCAACGAUUUUGAAACCGCACAAGAGAGUAUAUCGAGUACUUUACCACUUGGAUUUCCACGUCCACCAUCCCAACAAUCAGUCGUCCCACCGAAUUCGUCUCCACCCCCACAACAAUCUGUCGCCUGGAGCGCAUCUGUACAAUCGCAACCACUCGCAACGCCCUCCCAAGUCCACGAUAGUCUUGAGCCUACAAGACAGUCUAGUGUGAACUCCCACAAACGUAUACGAGGAAAUAGUUACGACAGCAAUGCCAUCACAUCAAAUACUAGCUAUAUGGGCCGAAGCAACAGCACAAACUCCCCCCUCGAAUCUCUCCCUCCAUUCCAGAAACUCCAGAGGGAGCUUCGAGACUCAGGAUUCUUCUCCAGCAGUAGCUCUAGUGACUCGAGGUCACUCAUUUCACGCAUGAGUCGUCUUUCCAUCGAGGUCAAGCCAUGCACGAUGAACCACUCACUUGCGUCGUCCGAUAAUCCCUGCUCCGUGUGUCAAUACCCGGAGCUUCAACCAAAGCCCCGUGUGUAUGUUGCUCCAGAAUAUGCAUCACCACAGCGUGCUGAUGUCGUUGAUGCGGAUGAGAUGGAUAAUGGGAUACUGACUGGCAAUGCGAAUGCGAAGAGUUUAUGAUGAUACGAUGUUGCAUGGCGUUUCUUUUUGGAGCAUAGAGCUCAACUCUUUUUCAGCAUUGUUUUGGUUGCCUUAUACCUUGCAUUUUAUCCUGUAACUUUUAUUUCU
Molecule: messenger RNA, 1532 nt
Organism: Mollisia scopiformis
Lineage: Eukaryota; Fungi; Ascomycota; Leotiomycetes; Helotiales; Mollisiaceae
Exons: 4
Coding region: 117-1424 (435 amino acids)
Source: RefSeq, a predicted model, not a curated record